Molecule: messenger RNA, 1443 nt
Organism: Morus notabilis
Lineage: Eukaryota; Viridiplantae; Streptophyta; Magnoliopsida; Rosales; Moraceae
Product: translation initiation factor IF-2
Exons: 1
Coding region: 173-1261 (362 amino acids)
Source: RefSeq, a predicted model, not a curated record
UUUAUUUAUUUUGCUGUGUAGGGUCACUUUUCCCCUGAUCCCCCUGAAGAGGAAGAAGAGCUCUCUCCUGACUCCUCUUCUCUCCUUAAGAAAAUCAAAAACAAAAACACAAAGAAGAGAACUUUCCCUCACCACACCCCCUCCCUCCUUCUCUCUCUCUCUCUCUCUAGAAAUGGACAGCCCUAUCGUCAUCCCGGGAGCCCAAACUCCAUCGCCGACCACCGCCGGAAGAAGACGAACCAGCCCUGAUUCAAACUCGCUGGACUUCGAGUUCUGGAUGGUCCGGAACCCGUCUUUUCCCCAGCCCAACCUCCUCUCCGCCGACGAGCUCUUCGUCGACGGCGUCCUUCUCCCCCUCCACCUCCUCCCCCACAACCACACGGAGCAUCCCGACCCGAAUCCAGAACCUGAUCCGGAAAAUCCCGAACCUUCACCGCCCGACUUAGGGCCAAAGAUAUCUUCGUCCUCGGCGGCGGUGGAUUCGUCGACGCCUUCUCUCGGCGCAUCGAAGCGGUGGAGAGAUAUUUUCAAGAAAGGAGAUAAAGAGAAGAAGAGCGCGAAGAGCGAACAAGAAGAUAGUAAGGACAAGGAAAAAGAGAAAGAGAAAGAGAAAGAAAAGGAGAAGAAGAGAGAGAGAAAGAGCAGCGGCGGCGGAGGCGGUACGAGCUCCUCCGCUGAGCUCAACAUCAACAUAUGGCCGUUCUCGCGGAGCAGAUCCGCCGGCAAUGCUUGCACCCGACCCAAGGCUGUUUUUGGAGCAGCUGGUCCGACUCGGAAGGUGAACAGUGCGCCGUGUUCGCGGAGCAACUCGGCUGGGGAGUCCAAGUCCAGGAAAUGGCCUAGCAGUCCGGGCCGGCCCGGGGUCCAUUUGGGACGGAGCAGCCCGGUUUGGCAGGUCCGCCGGGGCGGCACCAGAAGCUUCGAUCCGCCGGUGAGGAAUGCGGAGAAGACGGCAAAGAAAGACGCAUCCGAGAGUCGGGUUAAACCCACCGGUGCCGCCGCAGGCGGCAGCGCCGGCGGCGGGGCGGCAAAGGCUAAAGUGUUGAAUUUGAAUGUGCCGAUGUGUAUGGGGUACAGGAACCAUUUGAGUUGUAGGAGUGAUGAGAAUAGCGCUUUAGGCAUCGGUAAUGGUGACGGCAGCGGGGGCGUAGGCGUCGGUAAAAACCCCGGUGGCGGCGGUGCAGGUGGCCGUGGUGUUGGUGUCGGGGGUGGUGGAAAUCUUUUUAACCUGCGUAGUCUUUUCACUAAGAAGGUGUAUUAGUAUUAACCCCUCUUGUUGUUUAUUUCACUUUUGGUAUAUAUAUCUAUAUAUAUAUAAGUUACUACCAAAGUCUGGUUUUUUAAUGUUUUUGCCAACCUCUCUUAUUUAAAGAAGUAUUCUUUUUUUUUUCCCCCCUUAAUCUACAUGUAAUUAACUACAAAUGUAGAUUCGCCAGUCUAACA